AUGGAAUUCGAGACUGGGGAGAACCUGCUUACCUUGAAGGGGUCCUUUCAGGGUCAAUUUCCAGCAGUCACCGCUAAGAUUUCUUCUUCCAAUAUCGCCGUGGACGAGUAUGCACAGUAUAACGGCUUGACUAUCGACAGCUUGGGACUCGACCCUUGGCCCGGCUCUCUCAAUGACGGCGGCUUCAUCGCCGCCUCCAGUCACCGUCUCGAAGACGAACAGCUCAUUGAACUCAAGGAACUCACUGAGUGUCUCUUCCGCCCCAUCAUCCCCACACCGGAGCAAUGGCAAGCACCUAUCAAAUCACUGCAGUUUCUCCAAAAACAGCUUCCCCAGCACCGCCUUCCCCUUCAUCCCACUAACGCCAACAAAGGUGAAGGGCUCGAGUUCCCCGACAGCUCGAAGCACAAGCAUAGUGCUAUCAUUGAGAGCCUAGAAAAAGAGACCCUCGAGGUGAAUCGAGACACAUUGGGCUACUUGGUCCAGAUCCUCAAGGAGAAUUGGUCGGAAGGCGACCGGCGGGACUUUGUGGAGAGUAUUUCAACUUAUACGGGGGUUGGAGAUAGAGAGUGCUUCACACCGCUGGUGAGCCCUCACUUACAGCCACAGCAAGAGUACUUCAUCCCGGACGAGGAGUCAUGCGAGUUGGCAGAGCCAUCCGACACGAGUCUGGGGAUAAGCGCCGAACUAGAGGCUACCGAGUCAAGAAUAUUCGAGCAAGAUCUUGAAUUCUGGGCAGAAAUUGGUUCCAAGCCGCCGCCUUCGCCAGAAGGAUACAAAGAUAUUGACGUCUCUCAUAUGAUCAAGACUGGAGAGCUUUCGGAAUCGAUCUUUACAGCCUCACCCCUGCCAGUGUCCCGAGAUCUCAAGAUGGACGUACCGUUUCUGCUUUGCGAGCGCUGCGACGACGGGAUAGCAAACCAACCGCUUAGAAUCAUGGGCCCGGAAGACCUCGCCCAAGCAAAGGCACUCGCGGUAGCCGUCCCGGUAGUUGACUUCUCUCUCCCGGCGCCCCAGUGGGAGACGCAGCUCUGGGACUCCAGAAGAGCCUUUGUAUGGAUCAGAAGCAACACUUUGGUCGACUGGCAAGGCCCAAAGUGGCCCGCCAACAGGAUUUCAGAACAGAGAAUGGUGUGGGCGCCCCUCGCUCACAUGGGUCAUAAGACGCUCGUCUCCGAGAAGAUCGAAACAGAGGAGAGCGUUCUGGAACCAUUUAUCAAGAUACCGCGAGAAAAGGAAGUUUUGAAAAGUGCGGAUUACAUUGAGAAGCGCCCUGGACUGGCCAUUCUUCGGAUGGACGAUGAUGACAACGAUGACGACGGUGUCGACUACGAGGACGGCGAGGUGGAUUUGAUCAUUUGCCACGAUGCCCCAACUAACCCACCCAGCACAGUACGAGUUGUCUCUACGAGGCCUUUCCAGCAAGAGGCAGCAACAGUGCCAGCAGAGCCCGUGCCGCCAGCUCCGGUUCCUACGAGGCCGCUUCCACAAGAUUUAACGGCCCUGGUGAAGGGAAGAAAGCGUCAAAUAGAAGAACUGUCUCAGAAAAGAACGGCAACUGGAGAACAGGUCUCUGGGUUCACAACGGCAUCAGAAUCACAUGCAUUUUCCAUUGACCAGGCAGCGCUGAGAGGAUUUCUGAACGAGUACACGGACUUUUCGCCACUGGUGGACAACAACUUUAUCGAGCUCAACUUCCCAAAGAAGCCAAAACUCACGCACAGCUUCUAUUCUGGCCCACAAAAGACGAUAGCCAACCCUUCAGACCAGAACGCACUCCAGCGUCUGACACCCAAGGGCUUGGAUAGGCUACUAAUGCCUCCACCCAAGCCCAUCCAGGCACUUGCACCAGAGUUUACACUACCUCCGACGCCGCCGAGAGUGGUGGUGGCAUUCACCGUUUCUAAUAUAUUGACCAGCCAUCUUGAGAAGCUUCUUCCCGGAGCCGAUCUGGUGUUGAGAGACUACCAAAGGCACCGACCCACCAGGUCGAUCCCACACAACCAGUCUCCCAGCAAUGACGAGGCCGACAUUAUUCUGUCACCUGCGACAGGAGUCAUGAUGACAACAAUGAUACGGCUCAGACAGAAGCCCAUACCUGGCAAGGCGGCAAGACAGCUACCCUUCUGCCAGGUGGUUGAGAACAUCGCCGCUCGGUAUGAGCGCCUGAUAAUUAUGGUUUCCGAGGGAAACAAACAUAGCGAGACCAUGAGCCCGCCCUCACAAUCCGACGCGAACGCCCUCGUCGAGUUUCGGGACUUCGCAGCAGGGAUCCGAGAGACAGACAUCCAGGUCAUGUACGCAGGAGGUGGCAGUGGGACGCUCGCCAGGUGGAUCGCCGCAGCCGUGUGCAAACAUGCGUCCGAGGCCUUGCCCGUUCAACAUCUGUUGCUCCAGGAGGAGACAUGCUGGGAGCUCUUUCUCCGCCGCGCAGGCAUGAACGUGUACGCUGCGCAUGUGGUUCUGGGAACUCUCAAGCUUCCGGACGGCGAGCAAGCGAUUGGUGGCAAGCAGCUGUACGGGCUGCCACAGUUUGUCGCCAUGACACGCGAAAAGAGACUUGAAAUAUUCGAGGAAUUAUUCGGAGGCCGGAGGCUCCUGGAUAGGGUGAGCAGUGCUAUUGAUGAGCCGCGGGGCCAACGUGUAGUGGACGAAGGUCGGUUUCUGCAGUGAAACGACAAAGCCUCCGGAUGGGAAACCUGGCGGAAUUAUGUGGAGGUUGAGUUGCUUAUAAAAUGUUGCAUGUUGUGUUGCUGACUGGUAUGAUCCGUAUAUAGGGGUUGCUUUCGGUUGGGAUAUUUGCUGAGCCGUU
Molecule: messenger RNA, 2812 nt
Organism: Lasiosphaeria miniovina
Lineage: Eukaryota; Fungi; Ascomycota; Sordariomycetes; Sordariales; Lasiosphaeriaceae
Exons: 4
Coding region: 1-2673 (890 amino acids)
Source: RefSeq, a predicted model, not a curated record